This is a messenger RNA of Paraphaeosphaeria sporulosa, 2235 nucleotides long. RefSeq lists its product as uncharacterized. Lineage: Eukaryota; Fungi; Ascomycota; Dothideomycetes; Pleosporales; Didymosphaeriaceae. The record is from RefSeq and is a predicted model, not a curated record. Gene Ontology annotation, molecular function: DNA-binding transcription factor activity, RNA polymerase II-specific; zinc ion binding; DNA binding. Gene Ontology annotation, biological process: positive regulation of transcription by RNA polymerase II; DNA-templated transcription. The transcript is spliced from 2 exons. Bases 1 to 2235 code for a protein of 744 amino acids.
AUGCCGACUCAAGGCCAAAACAAACGCCCUACCACCGACGAGCGACCUGCAAAACGAUCUCGAGUCUCACGUGCUUGCGAUCAAUGUCGAACAGCUCGGGAAAAGUGCGAUGGCACUCAGCCGUCCUGUUUGACGUGCUCCGCCUCUAGUAGGGCGUGCACAUACACGGCCCCACCCAAGAAAAGAGGCAUUCAGCCAGGGUAUAUCCGAACCCUGGAACUAGCUUUGACGUGGCUAUUCCAGAACACAGAUUGCGAAGCUGUGCUCAACAAAAAGCUUGUGCAAGAAGGGACCUCUUCAAUCUUCUUAGGUCGCGAUACGAAAGAAUCAAAUAGACUACAUAAGAGCUGGAGGAAAAGCAAGUUUUGCAAAGACGUAGACAAGCUACUGUCUGGGGAGCAAAUCGUUCCUGGCGAUGACCCAUCUCCCCAAAGUGACGAGGAAGAUAGCGAGCCCGAAGGAGAGCAGCCCGGGCUACAAGAUCAACUUUCUGUCCUGCCACCUGAUGACGAGAUUUCACCUAGCGCACACUUCGCCUCUCCUCAAAUACCGCUUCCUAUCCAGCAAAGCAUUCUAUACCCACACAAGGCUGCUGAGGUUCCAACUUUAUUCCACCAGCAACUGGUAAGCGCAACGCCUCUGCCAGGCAGUACAUGGCGGUUGUUGGAAGUCUAUUUCGCUUACACACAAUCAUGGCUCCCGAUUUGUGAAAAACACGACAUGUUACGGGUUUCCUACUCUUAUCCAGAAGCUGGCCUAGUGCUUUCAGACAGCAAUCUUUCCGACCAUGGUGAUCAUGCAGAGUUGUGGAGCGUCCUGGCUGUAGCAGCCCAUCAAGAGAGAAUAUCAACCCAGGAGCAAGAGCGCGACAUAAUUCAAGACCCCGCGAGGCUGUAUAGUGUGGCACGAAGCUUGAUCCCGACGGAGUCUGGCUCAUUUGCCGUCGGUCAUGUUAGAGCUCUCCUGAAUCUUGCGGUGGUGAGCCUCGCCUCAGGAAACACAGAGGUGGCUUGGCUGUUGGUGGGCUCCGCUUCAAGGAUCCUCACCGUGAUCGAAAGGUCAUCACAGACACUCCCCACUCGAUGGAAGCACCUUCUGGCCGGUUGCUUCAUGCUGGACAGCUUCCUCUCGCUGAAAUUGCAACGGCGUCCGUACCUCCUCAAAUCUGAUGCCAUCAGAUCAGGGCCUAUCGAAGAGGAUGGAAUUGAAGAAUGGCAGCCUUGGAACCCUCCGCUCAACAGCUCUUCUAGCCUCUUCUCAAGAACGCCUGCUCUGGGUCUUAGUAGCUUCAACAAGCUCACGGAUAUCGUGGAAGUACUCAAUAUGUGCUGCCUCGAAGGGACUACAGGCCCACAACAUUCCCCUCAGAAUAUUUUGCACCAGCUUGAAUCAUGGAAGGCUUCAUUGUCGACAAAAUUUAGCUACAUCGGCGACGAAUUGAAAGCCACGCCUCUGAACCCUCCGGCGAUAUUGCUCCAGCUUACCUAUCUUUCCUGCGUGGCAUCGCUACUCACAUCUCCCACCCACAUCCAACGCAUGUCGGAGAUACUCACACAAUACGUGGCUCAGCUUGGAAUCGCGGCCGUGCCGCCCAUCAUCCUUUGUCUGCUUGCGCACGUACAGACGAAUGGGAUGUUCAGUACGCUGGAUCCAAGGCUAAAGUCAUCUGUUCGUAGACACGAGGCCGAUAUCAUACGAGCGUGGUCCACCACACAGAUCCAAAGAUCGGCGCCUACACCUAUCGUUGCUGCGCAAAAUAGAUCUACUUACCAAAUACCCACCCCGGAAUCAAUCCAAGUGCCCUUCAACUCAGCAUACCCCCAGCUGGAAAAUUCGUCACGUAGCGGUCGGCAUAGAGGAAGCGCGUCUCUUCUCGAUGAUCUACUUCCGGACAUGAAUCCUACUAUCCCAACAAGCCAUCGUCCAGCUCCACAACAAGAUUUCAGGGUGCCGUCAGCUGACGAAGAUCCUCGGCGGCCAUCAUUACGCCAUCGCAAUUCGGCAGCAUCAAGAGAUCUAGAGACAUUCUUCGAUGAGCUAGCCUCAUUGGACGGUGCUGAGAUGGUGGAUAACCAGCCACAGUUCAUGCAAAAUCUGGGUUUCGCGCCCGAUGCAAACAUGGCUGAUUUUCUCGCUCUCGAACUCGGACAGUAUAUCCCAGCGAAUUCGAGCACAUUCAUGCCGCAAAGUAACGACCCGGCACACCUGGACCCAGUAUUCUUUGAUGGAACUUGA